This is a messenger RNA of Mytilus trossulus (common blue mussel), 893 nucleotides long. RefSeq lists its product as uncharacterized. Bases 1 to 819 code for a protein of 272 amino acids. The transcript has a single exon. The record is from RefSeq and is a predicted model, not a curated record. Lineage: Eukaryota; Metazoa; Mollusca; Bivalvia; Mytilida; Mytilidae.
AUGUUAUCAUUGGACAACAAAACAGCUUGGAUUUCUAGCUAUGACAUCAAUACGCUAAGUAAAAUAAACUUUGAUGACAAGAUAAGAACUGUAAAGGACAUAUCAGCUGAUGUUUAUGACAUGUCACUUACAGCAAGGGAAGAUAUGCUCCUGUCUUUGUAUGGCAGUACUGAUGUCAGUACUGAUGUCAGUCUGUUAACAACAAAGACAGGAGAAAUCAAACCUUUCCUGUCUCUGUCACCACUGUAUCCAGGUAGCAUACAUAUCACUAAACACAAUGAGAUUAUACUGGGUGUAAUGGAGGAGGGUAGUACUUACGACAGAACAGACAAAGGUGGUAGUAAAUUAAUAGUUUUUGGGAUGAAUGGGAAACCAAAAACAUCUUUUGAAUAUGAUAAACAUAAACAGAGAAUGUUUACUCUCCCUGAUAGAAUUGCAUCUAAUGUAAACGAUGACAUAGUGGUUAUAGAUAACAUAUCACAAUACUAUGGGAGGGUGGUGGUACUAAAUCAGGAGGGACAGAUUAAAUGGACUUACCAGGGAAAUCCUCAGGUUAAUUCAGGGGUAAAUCUAUUCUACCCUUCGGAUAUAGUUACAACAUCAGUAGGACAUGUUAUAGUGAGUGAUAUAAACCGACAUGCCUUACAUGUUCUAUCCCAUCAGGGAGCUCUACUGAUAUGUAAAGUUAUGGCGGAUCAGGGGAUUAUAUAUCCAAUGUCAUUGGAUUUUGAUACAAAUGGACAAUUAUGGGUGGGAUGUAGAUCCGAAGAUGGUGAAUCAUGUGAUGCUAAACUUCACAUUGUAAAUAUGUCUUCAUAAGUCUAUAUAUUCCUUAUCUAAAACAUUUUUUGGUGAUUCUAUGUUUCUAAUGUGAUAUCUAAAAACAAAGUCAU